Messenger RNA from Lasiosphaeria miniovina, 1483 nucleotides. RefSeq lists its product as uncharacterized. NCBI's taxonomy places the organism in Eukaryota, Fungi, Ascomycota, Sordariomycetes, Sordariales, Lasiosphaeriaceae. The transcript is spliced from 2 exons. Bases 97 to 1287 code for a protein of 396 amino acids. The record is from RefSeq and is a predicted model, not a curated record.
CACUGGUUUCCGCAAGCGCGACCGUAUCAUCCGAAUUGGACCACCGAGUACGCGGUACAGCGUACUCUGAUCUGGCCGUCUGGGAAACUCGCCACAAUGAUGAGCGAACACGAAUGGCCCGAGGCCCAUCGUAAGAGGCUUCGCGACGACGAGUACGCAGAUGUGGCCACAGGAGGCUCGCUCGGCUUUACUGAGCAUAGAAGUAAACGCCUCCAAACCUCACUACCCCUCAGGACAUCUCCAACAUCCAAGCGAUGGGCCGAGCAUCCCACCUUCCCCCCUUCGAUCCCGUCCUUUGCCUUUGCUGCGCCCAUUUCGUCACACACCAUCACACCGGGCAAUUCGGAUUCAGAUGAGGCGUCAAUGGCCCAGGACACGUGGGCCGACGAGCCAGAGAUCAACCACUACAGCGCGAACGAUGUGAUUUCAGAGGCGGCCGACGAUGAUAUGGACAUGACAGAGGCGUCUGAUACCAUCCCUAUUAACGGCGGCCCGGCAGGGGACCAGGGCCGGCAGCACUUGGCCCCAGGCCUGUUUCACCCGGACCCGGCCACGACCAGCGUGACGGGCCGAAUGCCAACGCCGAUCCACUGCAGCUUCGGCGCACAGGUGCGCGGGAACAACCGGGGUGGCGCCGCCGGGAGCGCUCUACGGGGCGAGCCUCUAGCGAUGACGCCCGAGGAACAGGAUCCAAAUGCGCUUGCGUUCAGCCACAACAACGCCGCCCUGGCGGACGCGCUGCACCACAGGUCAGGCGGGAUGAUAGGUCACGAGAGCGUGCCUCGCUCGUUUGACGGCUCGGCGGGGACCGCGCAGGUCAUGGCGGACUGGGGCAUGGCGCAGAACCGCCGGCUGCCGUCGCCCAUUAGCGAGAGCGGCGGUGAGGACAGCUUAGAGAGCCCUAGGAUGGUGCUCGACUCGUCGUCGCAGCACAUGUGCCACGGCCACCCGGACCACGCCGCGCACCAAAAGCACAUCGCGCACCACCAGCAACUCUCCCUAAACUCGAGAUUCCAGCCACACGCCGGCGAGCUCGGGCCAGACACGACAAGCCCGUCUUCGCGCGAGGGCACGCCGACGGAGAACGGCAGUGCAAUGGACGUCGAGUCGUCGGCGGCGACGCCAUCUCCCGGAAGGAAGGGGCACACGAGGUCGAGACACACUCUGAACUCGUGGACGGCGCUCCAGCCCGGCAUGAAGCGCUCGUUCAGCAUAGGAUACCGGUCGGACUGCGAGAAAUGCCGACAAAAGGUGCCUGGCCACUUCAACCACAUUAUCAUAUCUUAGAGAGACGACCAGAACUGGCGCCAUAGCACCAUCGAGACUCCGCUGCAGCGCAUUCAGAAGCCGAAGCCGAAGCAGAAGCAGGAGCAGAAACCGGACACGGCGGCGGCUCCAGCUAUCGCCUGGCCUACUUCAUACUGCGGGAACAUCAUGCGGCCAACCUGAUUGGACGGAAUUGGCUCUAUAUUUGAGGGGGAGA